CACACUUCAGCUUCACAGCACUGACAAGGCUGAGUUAGUGCUUUUGAAUAUUACAUAACAUCACAUUGUCAUUUGUAUUCAGUCGGGACUCCUAAAAAGGCAACAUAAUGAAGAAAGAGUAUUCACUAGAGACUAAUGGAGUGAAAGCAAUGUCUUGGCCACACAACGGAGAUAUGUGGACUGUAAAUCCCACAGAAGACUCCAGGAUGGACUACAGUGCUACACCACGUCCGGCUGGAUAUAGAAAAUACUUGCAGAGCCUCCAGACUCUCAAACCCAUCCGCUUUUCUUCACCAGAGGCAAAUGCACAAGACAAUGCCGGCUUUCUAUCCUUUUCAACAUUUGCCUGGAUGACUCCUAUUUUGUGGUCUAUUUUCCGGGGGAAAAUGGACUUUAAUUCACUUCAUAUAUCGCCAUAUGAUGCAUCUGAUUUCAGCACAAACAGACUUAACAGAUUAUGGGAAGAGGAAGUGGCCAGAGUGGGACAAGACAAAGCAUCUUUAACUCGAGUGCUGAUGAGGUUUCAGAAAACCAGGCUCAUCGUGUCCUCUGUUGUCGGAGCUAUUGCAAUGUUGGCUGCAUUUCUAGGGCCAGCUGUAGUGGUUUUUCAGGUCCUUCAGUACAUUAGUGAUCCAGAGUCUCACACAUUAGCCAAAGGAAUAGGUCUGGCUUUGGCGUUGUUCACCACUGAAUUCAGCAAAGCUUUCUUCAUAUCUCUGUUCUGGGCCAUCAACCUGCGCUCAGCUGUCAGACUGAAAGGGGCCUUCUCAGCACUAGCUUUCCAGAAGAUCCUCUCCCUUCGAGUCAACAAUGGCAUUCCUAUGGGAGAGUUGAUUAAUAUUUUGACCAGUGAUGGACACAGGCUUUUUGAAGCUGGCAUAUUUGGGAGCUUUUUAUUGAUGUCCCCUGUCCUGUUUAUUGCAUGUAUUGUGUAUGCCUGUUAUGUGUUGGGCGCUACUGCCCUUGCUGGUGUCUUCAUCUACAUACUCAUCAUACCUUUACAGCUUUUUAUGGGCAAAAUGAUAGAAAAAUUCAGAUUUCCUGCCAUUAAGUCAACCGACAGUCGAGUUCGCAAAAUGAAUGAGAUACUGAAUAGCAUCAAACUAAUCAAGAUGUAUGCCUGGGAAGAAAGCUUUGAGAAAGAAGUUGCAGGUAUCAGGAAGAAAGAAAGGAGAAAUAUUAGAAAUGCUAGUUAUUUUGAGAAUGCCAAUGUCAGCAUCUCUACUCUCAGCCCUCUCAUUGCCACUGUGAUCACAUUUUUGGUGCACACUGCCUUUGGCUUACCCUUGAAUCCUGCUAAUGCAUUUACCACCAUUUCCAUUUUUAAUGCAAUGAGGUUCAGUCUUGCUGUAACACCCAUCACUGUUCGAGCUCUUGCUGUUGCUGCUGUUUCAGUUGGACGCCUCCAGAAAAUACUGCGUCUCAAGGAUCCAGAACCAUAUCUGAUAAGAGGUAAGGACGAAGACUUGGCUGUAGUCCUGGAGAAUGCCACACUCUCUUGGGCCAGACCAGAUGAAGAGACAGAAGACAAGGAGAGACCUUCAGAAUCCCAGCUGGAAGUCAAGCCCACUUUGAAGAACAUCUCUUUCACAUUACCAAAGGGUAAACUUCUUGGAGUUUGUGGGAACGUUGGGAGUGGUAAAUCAUCUCUCAUUGCGGCCAUUUUAGAACAGAUGUACCUUCAGCAGGGGUCAGUUGCAGCCAGUGGGACCUUUGCCUAUGUUGCUCAGCAAGCCUGGAUAUUCCAUGGGACUGUCCAAGAAAACAUCCUGAUGGGUGAACCCUUUGAGCAGCACAAAUAUGAAAAAGUCCUGGAUGUUUGUAGUCUCCAUGCUGACUUGAAGAUUCUCCCGUAUGGGGAUCAAACUGAGAUAGGAGAGAGAGGGCUGAACUUGUCAGGAGGGCAGAAGCAGAGGAUCAGUUUGGCCAGAGCGGUCUAUUCCAACAGAGACAUUGUUCUUCUGGAUGAUCCUCUGUCAGCUGUUGAUGCCCAUGUGGGGAAACACAUCUUUGAAGAAUGCAUCAAGAAGGAGCUCCAUGGAAAGUCUGUCAUACUGAUUACACACCAACUACAGUAUCUGGAGUUUUGUGAUAGCAUUUUGCUGCUGGAAGAUGGAGAGAUAGUUGAAAGUGGGCAUCACCAGGAGCUGAUGGGAUUUAACAAGCGCUACGCUCAGCUCAUUAGCAGCUACCAAAUGCAGCAGUCCCAAGCCCAGAAAGAUGAAGAUGAGAUACCCAUUCAGGACAGAGUCCAGGAAGAUACCAUUCAAAGAGCCGGAGCAGAAAGUGGAAUAGAUAACCCAGCCUUCGAUAUGUCAGAUGAAAAUGUGGGGUCAGUUCCCCCAAAACCUCCUGUAGACAAAGACCAGCUAGUUAAACAGGAAACUGAAGGCACCAUGAAAUGGAGAAUCUACUACAGUUAUGCAAAGGCAGCAGGAGGAUUGUGUGUUGUAUUUCUGAUAUCCGCGAUCUUUGUCUUGCAAGUCGGAUCCACAGCCUUUGGUAACUGGUGGCUCAGUUACUGGCUUGAACAGGGUAAUGGGUCCAGUAACGCCACUUCAAACUCUGGUAACAUCACCGACAACCCUCAGCUUCACUUUUACCAAAUGAUUUUUGGCUUAAUCAUUGUUGUCAUGCUCGCACUAGCGCUUUUAAAGUGCUUUGUCUACACAAGCAUAACAGUGAAUGCUGCCUGCAACUAUCAUGACAAAAUGUUCAGAAAUGUCCUGUCUUAUCCCAUGAGUUUCUUUGACACAACACCAACUGGCCGUAUUCUGAACCGCUUUGCUAAAGACCUAGAAGAAGUGGACUCAAUGCUUCCAGCGAAUAUUGACCCUUUUAUUCAAUACUCUCUUUUAGUCACCUUUACCCUCAUUGUUGUUGCGUCCAUCUUUCCACUGAUGCUCUUGGGUGUGCUGUUUUUUGGAGUCUUGUUUGCAGUCAUCCUCUUUAUAUUCCGAGGAAGUAUUCGACAAAUGAAGCAAAUAGAGAACAUAAGUCGCUCACCCUGUAUUUCAUUGACUACUUCAGCACUGCAAGGCCUGAGCACAAUCCAUGCCUACAACCUUAAAGACAGCCAGUUAGAAAUGUUUAAGGUGCUUACAGACGUGAACUCAAACAACAUUUUUCUGUUUAAUUCUGCAUCGAGAUGGCUGUCAUUCUGUCUGGAUUUUUUUGCUACCUCCAUGAGCUUUUUAGUAUCAUUGUUUGUUAUUUUCAGCAGUAAUGACCUUAUACCAUCAUCUCUGAAAGGACUGGCCAUGUCAUACACUAUACAGCUAACAGGAAUGCUUCAGUAUGUUGUGAGACAGUCGACAGAGGUGGAUUCAAGGUUCACCUCAGUGGAGCGUCUUCAAGAAUACAUUAAAGGUGGUACAUCUGAGUCUCCCAGACGAGUGCAAAAUGCUCAAAUUCCUCCAAACUGGCCAAUGAAUGGGACCAUCACUUUCCAGAACUAUAAGAUGAGAUACAGAGAAAACACACCAGUUGUCCUAAAUGGGUUGAACGUGUCCAUCAAAGGUGGAGAGAAGCUUGGGAUUGUGGGAAGAACAGGGUCAGGAAAGUCAUCUUUGGUCGUAGCUCUGUUCCGUCUGGUGGAGCCCACAGAAGGAUCCAUACUGAUAGAUGGAGUGGACAUAACCGCCAUUGGUCUACACGAUCUGCGCUGUAAACUCUCUGUUAUCCCUCAAGAGCCUGUUCUCUUUAUUGGCACCGUCAGAUAUAACAUGGACCCUUUUGACAGUUACAGUGAUGAUGAAAUCUGGACAGCGCUGGAGAAAACCUACAUGAAGGAUGUUAUCUCACAACUUGAAGGGAAGUUACUUGCUCCAGUUUUGGAAAAUGGAGAGAACUUCUCAGUAGGAGAAAGACAACUGCUGUGUAUGGCUCGAGCUCUACUGCGCAAUUCAAAGAUUAUUCUGUUGGAUGAGGCAACAGCAUCCAUUGAUGCGGAGACAGAUGCUCUCAUCCAGAAUACAAUCAAAGAAGCCUUCAAGGACUGCACUGUGUUGACCAUUGCACACCGCAUCAACACCAUUCUGACAUCUGAUCGUAUCCUGGUCAUGGACCAGGGACAGGUGGCAGAACUGGACACACCAGACGUGUUACAGCAGAGGCCAGACUCCAUCUUCUCUUCUCUAGUGGAGGCUGCUAAUGCUUCCAGUAGCUGAGGACCACCAAUACACAUUUACAGUUUGAUCAGUUGUGAUACUUUUGCCUAAUUAACUGUUAACAUUUGUGCUUUUAUGUUUACAAUGGCUUUUCUGCAUCUGUGUACUGUAUGCAGUUUGUUUUUAUUUUUGUGAAAAAAACCCAAACUCUCAAACUAAUGAACUAUUUAAAAUUAACUAUUUAUAGAAUUUUUGUAACGUUUUUAAAACUGUUUUGCUUAAGGUCUUACUUUGAUUCUCUGAAUAAAUAUAAAAUGUUUUAUAC
Molecule: messenger RNA, 4434 nt
Organism: Periophthalmus magnuspinnatus
Lineage: Eukaryota; Metazoa; Chordata; Actinopteri; Gobiiformes; Gobiidae
Gene: abcc12
Product: ATP-binding cassette, sub-family C (CFTR/MRP), member 12
Exons: 31
Coding region: 108-4169 (1353 amino acids)
Biological process (GO): transmembrane transport
Cellular component (GO): membrane
Molecular function (GO): ATP hydrolysis activity; ATP binding; ABC-type transporter activity
Source: RefSeq, a predicted model, not a curated record